AUGGCUUUGAUCGGAGAGGCUCUUAUCUCUGCUUCCGUCCAGGUGUUGUGCAACAGAAUUACUUCACCCGAGUUCGUUGACUUAUUUCGACACAAGAAACUCGAUGAGCCACUCCUCAUGAAGCUGAAGACGACACUGUUGACCUUAUAUGCAGUUCUCGAUGACGCAGAGGAGAAGCAAAUUAAGAAACCUGCUGUAAGGGAUUGGCUCGAUGAGCUCAAACAUGCUGUCUUUGAUGCAGAGGACUUACUGGAUGAGAUCGACACGGAAGCUUUACGAUGCAAGUUCGAAGGUGAAGAUCAAACUGGAAAAUUUACCAAUAAGGUGCGGAACCUGCUCUUUUCUUCUCGUAAUCAUUUUUAUCAGAGCAUGAAUGAUAAGAUACAAGAGCUACAAGCAAGGUUAGAAAACUUCGUACAACUGAAAAGUGCUCUUGGUCUGAGAGAAGAUGCUGGGCGGAAGGUUUCACGAAGAACUCCAACAACUUCCUUGGUUCAUGAACCUUGUGUCUUUGGUAGAGAUGAAGUCAAAGAAAAUUUCUCAAAAGUGUUGCUAUCUGAUGAUGCAAGCAAGGAUGAUGUGUCUGUCCUUACCAUUGUUGGAAUGGGCGGGGUUGGCAAGACAACCCUCGCCCGAAUGCUUUACAAUGACGAUAAGGUGAAAGGUCAUUUUACAUUUCACGCUUGGGCUUGUAUUUCAGAAGAUUAUGAUGCUAUUAGGAUAACUAAAACUCUUCUUGAGUCAGUCACUUCAAAGCCUUGUAAUACGACAGAUUUGAAUUUGCUUCAAGUUGAACUAAGAGAACAACUGAAGGGAAGGAAAUUUUUAUUUGUAUUGGAUGACCUAUGGAAUGAGGAUUAUACUGAUUUGAAGUUCCUCCAAACUCCUUUUACGUCAGGAGCAAGGGGAAGUAAAGUCAUCAUAACAACACGGAACAAAAAUAUAGCAUCUGUCAUGCAAAAUGUUCCUAUUCAAUACUUGGAACCACUGUCACAUGAGGACUGUGGAAUAGAAUACUAA
Prunus avium (sweet cherry) is the source of this 1020-nucleotide messenger RNA. The record is from RefSeq and is a predicted model, not a curated record. Lineage: Eukaryota; Viridiplantae; Streptophyta; Magnoliopsida; Rosales; Rosaceae.